Dentiscutata erythropus is the source of this 1239-nucleotide messenger RNA. The record is from the annotation of a GenBank genome assembly. NCBI's taxonomy places the organism in Eukaryota, Fungi, Glomeromycota, Glomeromycetes, Diversisporales, Gigasporaceae.
AUGCAAAGCUGCAACGAAUCUUCACCACGACAAAUAAACGUUGAAACAUUAACGGCUGUUCCGUUUACUACCCCGUUAGAUGAAUCUGACUCUGAAGAGAUUUUAGCUGAAGGUGCCGCACUUCCAUCUAGUAAUUUUUCAGGCACAUAUGCCACACUUGCUCAAAAUUUAUCUCUACAAGGAAUCGCAAGCUCGACAAGACUUGGUGACGCCUCAGGAGCUUCCUCAGAUUCUGCAGAUUCAGCAAAAAAAACUAAAGAAUAUUCUGAAACAGUUGCUAAAUCAUAUGCCGCUCUUGCUGAACAGAAGGGAUGGAAAAAUCCAGACAACACUCUAUUUCCUAUAUCACUGAACAAUCUUUGUAAUUUUUUACGUGUCAAAAUGGCUACUAAUAAUUCUAGAAGUUUAGAUUGGUAUAUUGGUGGUCUCCAUAGAUACCAGAAGAAUGUACUCAACAUUCAAAAUUGGGAUGACGUUCGCAGACAUCCAAGUGUAAAGGAGCUUUUAAGUCAACUUAAAGCAGAAAAUAAACCAAGAAGUGGAAGAGAGUCACCUCCUGGUACUCCAGAAAAGGGAAAGCGCAAUAAACAAACAAUCGAUGAUAAUAGCUGUUUUGAGUCGGUUAAAAGUACACCUGAAGUUGGAUCUAUUAGCAUCGAUCUUUCUAAACCGCUGAGCCCGAUUGAUUCCAAGAUAUCAACUGAAAGUAUUCUUGAAUAUCGUGGUCCAUCACUCUCAUCUUCAAAGCCUUUAAUUGAUCCAUUUUCGUCAAUUAAAUUGGACAAUGAGAAUAUUAUUAUCUCACAAGAAUAUGAUUCAACAGUAUCAAAACCUAAUUCUGCGGAAAAAUUCGAUCCUAUGGUAGUUUCAAACUCUGAUGAUGAUGAUUUGGAAAUUAGCAAUGCACGAGGUGGUUAUAUAGCUACUCCUAAAAGGCGUCGUAAAGAUAACGACAAUUUACAUGAAGCAAACCAAGUAGAUGAUGAUGAUGAGCCAGAAAGCUUUAAAUCUCGAUAUGAGAAGGCUCUUGCUACGCUUAAGAUAAAAUAUAAGAAUUGUUGCAGAUAUCAUCCUGAAGGAUGUUUUUUAUUAAAUAAUAAUCGACAUUUUAUUCUCAACGAACGUUUGUAUAGACGCUGGGCUGCAUUAUGCGCGUCCGGCGACGAUAUAAACACAAAUUUAUUGCCUUCUGCACCAGAACUUGACGAAUUUUCCGAAGAAAAUGCAGUUCAGCUCUAA